Messenger RNA from Parastagonospora nodorum SN15, 135 nucleotides. RefSeq lists its product as hypothetical. The record is from RefSeq and is a predicted model, not a curated record. Lineage: Eukaryota; Fungi; Ascomycota; Dothideomycetes; Pleosporales; Phaeosphaeriaceae. Bases 1 to 135 code for a protein of 44 amino acids. The transcript has a single exon.
AUGAACGCUUUCACCUUUGUUGGCUGGGCCGUUUGGCACCCGAACAGCAGGCAAUAUAAUGGCUGGCGCGAGUCGAUGGAGCCUAUUACCGAGAUCUUUGUCGGUCACCUCCUGAACAGCAGUUUUGCCGUGUAA